This is a messenger RNA of Oncorhynchus nerka (sockeye salmon), 1491 nucleotides long. Its product is annotated as isthmin-2-like. NCBI's taxonomy places the organism in Eukaryota, Metazoa, Chordata, Actinopteri, Salmoniformes, Salmonidae. The coding region runs from base 1 to 1491 and encodes 496 amino acids. The record is from RefSeq and is a predicted model, not a curated record. The transcript is spliced from 7 exons.
AUGCAGAAGAUGCGCAGGCAGGUUCAGCUACUGUGUGUUGUCCUCCUGGUGACCAUCCAGGUGUCAGUCAAGAGCUUCCCCACCAACAGUCAAAAAAGCGCAGUCCCCAACGGCAGGAGCACUUCGACCACGGAGGCAAUAUCUCAGGCCAGCCCGGGUGGCGAUGUGGGUGAGACUCUGGAGGACCUCCAGCAGCAGAACCAGCUGCAAAGCCUGGCGUCCUCCACCCAGCCAUCCCAGAGACCCCGAUGCCGGAGCUGGUCCCACGUGGUUUUGCCCAAACCAGAACCAGAGGAGGAACCAGAACCGUUCAUCCUGGACCUCAGGAACUUCCCUGAGUUGGCCAACGCAGACCUGGGAUCUCACAGCCCUAAUAUACAGGUGACCAUUGAGGUGGUUGAGGACCCCCAGACGGAAACAGAGAUGGAGAUGGACCUGGCCAAGGAGGGGGGUGAUGGGGGCCGCAACGACUGGUCCCUGUCCUCAAAGGAGUGGCUCGGCCACAAGAAGCUGUUCUUGGCCCUGUUCUGGGAGUACCCGGACCAAGCUGAGACUGAGAGUGGGCAAGGCGGCAUGGCCAGCCCGGAAGAACAGGAACAGGAGCAGCCCACAGAGGACUACAACUAUGACCCUGAGGAACAGGAACCUGAGCUUAGUGGGACCAGAGGGACUGGGACCGGGGGGACUGGGACCGGGGUGGGGAUAGGGGGAGACUGGGGGAGCCACUGGAGAAACAACAAAGGAUGGGGCUCCAAGGAAAACUAUGAGUACGAGGAGGAGGAGUGGAGUGACUGGUCGCCAUGUAGCGUCACCUGCGGUAAUGGCAACCAGAAGCGUAUCCGUUCCUGUGGUUACGCAUGCACAGCGACCGAGUCCCGGACCUGCGACCUGGACAGAUGCCCAGAUGACCUCCUAGCAGUUACUGAGCUGAUGCCUCUGGAGAAAACCAAUGGCACUGACUCCCUUGACACAAAUGUGGACAGCUGUGACAAGUGGCUGAGCUGUAAGAACGACUUCCUCCAGAAGUACCUCCAUAAGGUGCUGACCGAACUACCCAGCUGCCCCUGUACCUACCCGUCCGAGGCCGUCUACAACGCCGUCCACAUCUUCGACACGACGCUGCGUAAGACCUACCGCUGGCGCGACGCCUCCGGCCCCAGAGAACGCCUGGACAUUUACAAGCCUUCCGCUCGCUUCUGCACGCGCUCCAUGAUCUCCUCCAAUAGCACCACCCUGGCCGCGCAGCACUGUUGCUACGACGACCACGCAAUGCUUAUCACGCGGGGUAAAGGGGCGGGCGCUCCGAACCUCAUCAGUACUGAGUUCUCGCCGGAGCUGCAUUACAAAGUGGACGUGCUGCCCUGGAUCCUGUGUAACGGGGACUGGAGCCGCUUCCACUCGGUGAGGCCACCCAACAACGGGCUGCUGUGUCCCGACAACCCACACGAGGAGGUGCAUCAGGCUCAACUGGAGGAGGCCAGGGAGUACUGA